AUGGCUAACCUUGGAUUAUCUUUAGGAGGGAUCACUCCUGAGUUGUCAUUGGUCCAGCGUUAUGAUUAUGGUCAUAAGAAUUCUCAGGCAGUUGAAAAGGGUUGUUCAUUGUGCAAAUGUGGGAGAGAUGUGUCAAAUCUAAUUCAAGAUAGAGAUAAGUCAUCCCAUAAACACGAUAGAGACGAAUCUUCAACUGAUCAUGAUGGAGUGAGAUCAACGCAUGAUCAAUCCCAUGACAUAACAUCACAUGAUUGUGGCAGAGAUAGGGCACAUGAUAGUAGAAGAGAUAGGUCAUCAUAUGAUUCAGGGAGAGAAAAAUCUUCCUUUGAACGUGUCAAAGAUAGGUCACCAUCUGAUCACAGUAGAGAUAAAUCAUCACAUGACCAUGGAAUCUCCUGCAAUCGAACCAGAGAUAGAUUAUCUCUUGACAGAGAUAGAUCCCCCCUUGGUCAUAGCAGUGACAGAACAUCUCAAGAUGACUGGUAUGAUGACAAUGAUCGAGGUUGGCACUACAGAGAUAUAGAAAAAUACAGUUCUAAAGAUAGAGACCAUUACAAUUCUCGAGACAGAGAUCGUUACAGUUCUAGAGAUAGAGACCGUUACAGUUUUAUAGAUAGAGAUAGAGACCGUUACAGUUCUAGAGAUAGAGAUAGAGACCGUUACAGUUCUAGAGAUAGAGACUGUUACAUUUCUAGAGAUAGAGACCGUUACAGUUCUAGAGAUAGAGAUAGAGACCGUUACAGUUCUAGAGAUAGAGACCGUUACAGUUCUAGAGAUAGAGAUAGAGACCGUUACAGUUCUAGAGAUAGAGAUAGAGACCGUUACAGUUCUAGAGAUAGAGACCGUUACAGUUCUAGAGAUAGAGAUAGAGACCGUUACAGUUCUAGAGAUAGAGACCGUUACAGUUCUAGAGAUAGAGAUAGAGACUAUUACAGUUCUAGAAGCAGUGGGAGGCACCAUGCUAGAAGUGACUCAAGAUAUAGAGAUUCAAGCAGAAGUAGAGAGAGAGAAGCAUAUCCUAGAAGGAGUGGUGAUUUAUAUGGCAAAGAUAGGCACGGAAAAAGGGAUUAUGAUGAUUUUCCUAAAGGACAAAGUCCUGAUUCUAUUGAUAGUUUUAGAAGCAGAGAAUUGUUGUCAGAAGGAAGUAAUAAUGUUAAAGAAGACCUGGCACUUUCAGAAGUAUCAUCACUGGACAGUUUCCAAUUGAAAGACCGAAGUCCAGUAUUUAAAAGGAAUACAAAAAUUCCAGGAAUUGCGGAUGAAGAUGUUAGUGAUAUAGAUUCCUCAGAUGAUGAUGAUGAAGUUCAGUUAAAUACUGCAUCUAAUAUUUCACCACAGUCUUGUAAUCAGUAUUUGCAUGAAAGCUCUUUUGUCCAAGGGCAGACUCCACCUGUGAUGGGAGGACCUUCUAAUUACAAUUACUCUCAGAUGCAACAUAUAAUGGGAGGACCUCAAGCCUUCAACCAGUCAGUGGGAGGACCUCAAGCCUUCAACCAGUCAAAUAUGGGAGGACCUCAUCCAUUUAACCAGAAUAUGGGAGGACCUCAACCCUUUAACCAGAAUAUGGGAGGACCUCAUCCAUUUAACCAGAAUAUGGGAGGACCUCAUCCAUUUAACCAGAAUAUGGGAGGACCUCAUCCAUUUAACCAAAAUAUGGGAGGACCUCAACCCUUUAACCAAAAUAUGAGAGGACCACAGCCUUUCAACCAGUCUAUGGGAGGAUCUCAUCACUUUAACCAGUCAAUUGGAGGACCUCAAUUAUUUGACCAAUCAAUGGGAGGACCUCAACCCUUUAUCCAGAAUAUGAGAGGUCCUCAACCCUUCAAUCAAUCUAUGGGAGGACCUCAAUCCUUUAACCAAUCUGCAGUGGUAACACCUAAAUCAAGAAAAUCACCUUUUCUAAAAUUUGCUUCUAUUCAGCCUAAAACAAAUCUAAGAGAGCUAAAGAAAGAGGAAGGCAGCCAUUGCAUCAAACAAAGAGCUGCUUCUCUUAUAGUGGUCUCACAGCAAACAAGCAAACAAUCAAAAACAUGUAAAAAGAAUGAACUGCAAAUACAAGCUAUCCAGAAAAAGAAAAAAUCUCUUCUCCAGCGAAGUCAGCAUUUAAAUUAUAUAUUACAAGACCUCAAUACUCACAUGGAUGGAAAGAGUGACAUCAACAAUCAAGAGAUUGCUCAGAGAAAAGUGGAUAUCCAACGAAAUUUGACAGAAAUAAGAACUGCUUUGGAGAAGACACAGGCAGAAUACCUAACAAUACUAGGCCAGGUUUGUUGCUAA
Messenger RNA from Saccoglossus kowalevskii, 2277 nucleotides. RefSeq lists its product as uncharacterized. Lineage: Eukaryota; Metazoa; Hemichordata; Enteropneusta; Harrimaniidae. The record is from RefSeq and is a predicted model, not a curated record.